Molecule: messenger RNA, 471 nt
Organism: Tetrahymena thermophila SB210
Lineage: Eukaryota; Ciliophora; Oligohymenophorea; Hymenostomatida; Tetrahymenidae
Exons: 1
Source: RefSeq, a predicted model, not a curated record
AUGAUUGAACAAACCAUUUAAGUGAACGUCAUUAAAAAAUUAGCACUCAAAAAUGCGAUAGUAACUUAGAUUUAAACUCCACAAGCACCAAAGAAGAAAAGAAAAUAUACAUCCUUAACACCAGUGGAUUAACCAAAAAGAAUAACUUAGGAGCACAAAGCCAUAGGUACGCAAAAACUAAGCGAAUUAGUUAGUAUAUUGUAAUAUUUAGGAAAUUUUUUUGAAGUAAAAUAGUUUAAACUGCAAGCAGUAAAUCCAAAACUGAAAACUAAUAAGUUAGAUAAGUUAAAGUUAAUGAUUGAUAUUAUGAUGCAGGGCAGGGCAACCAAAAAUAUGUAAGACUUUAAGAUAGUAAGAAAUGUCUUACUAUAAACUUUUCUAACCUCUUCUUAAAAUUUAUGUUCAAGAGAAGAAGAUUCAAAGCGAAGGGAAUACUUGUUCAUAUUUAUUAUCAAAAACACAAUCUACUGA